This is a messenger RNA of Penicillium manginii, 252 nucleotides long. Its product is annotated as tetratricopeptide repeat protein. Gene Ontology annotation, molecular function: protein binding. NCBI's taxonomy places the organism in Eukaryota, Fungi, Ascomycota, Eurotiomycetes, Eurotiales, Aspergillaceae. The record is from RefSeq and is a predicted model, not a curated record. Bases 1 to 252 code for a protein of 83 amino acids. The transcript is spliced from 2 exons.
AUGUACACUCGCAUCCGUUCACCACGACGCGUUACAAACUUUGAGGAGGCGAUCCCAGUGUUUCACGAGACACUUCAAGCCACUCCUAAUAGCCAUCCUGGUCUUCUAAGAUCCCUGAAUAGCCUGGGAAAGUCGCUCGUAAGUCGAUACGAGCGAACUGGAGAGCUAGGAGAUCUUAAAGAGGCGAUUGCGCUUCUCCGCCAGGCGGUUCAGGCCAAGCCUAGUCCUGAUGACUAUCUUUACAUUCCAUGA